Messenger RNA from Urocitellus parryii (Arctic ground squirrel), 7416 nucleotides. RefSeq names its product homer scaffold protein 1 (gene Homer1). Gene Ontology annotation, molecular function: G protein-coupled glutamate receptor binding. The record is from RefSeq and is a predicted model, not a curated record. Lineage: Eukaryota; Metazoa; Chordata; Mammalia; Rodentia; Sciuridae. Gene Ontology annotation, biological process: G protein-coupled glutamate receptor signaling pathway.
CCCCCGCACCCCGGUGACGAGAGCGGCGGGUGACGUGUGUGCGGAGAAGAGCGCGCUGACGUUGCUAUUUAAAGGUCCUCCUGCAGGGAGGAUGGAGACACAGCGCGAGCACCUGGUGUGGGGCGCGGAGGAGGCUCUGGCGGCAGGGAGCCGGGCCAGGAAACAGCGGAGGAGCAGAGCCCAAGGCCCGCCCGCCGCGGGCCACUAGGGGAGGGGGGAAGGAAGGAAGGACGGACUGACGGACCUGACAGCUGGCCAAGCUCCCCACGAGGGCCAGCUCGGUCCCUGGCCACCAGCCUUCCCUGCCGCCUCGUGAUUCUGCUGUCUCCCGCUUCCCUGAGGGCCCGGCGGCCCUCGGGACCGGUCCGCGCUCACCCCUCCGCCGCGGCGGCCUCUCCCGCCCCUCCCGCGAGCAGGAGGAGGGACCGAGCUCGCCCCUCGUUCUCCCCGCCCCCCGCAGCCCGCUGUGCUGCCGCGCUCGCCUCACGCCGGCGGCGCUGAUCGGGGAAGCGGCGCCCUCCGUUCUGCACUUGGGCCGGUGGAGGCGGAGGCAGCGGUGGCUUCAGGCCGCCGAGGCUGGCACCGCUCUGCCCAGCGGGAGCCGGAGACCGGUGGAGGCGGGCGGUGAUGGAAGUGUGAAGAGACAGCGGCGGGGCCCGGGGAAUGUGAGGCGGCGCGUGGCGGCGGCGCGGAGCGUGAGAGACGAGCAGAGGUGGGGGCGCUGGAGUGGCGGCUCUCCCACAGCUUCGAGCCCCGUUCCUCAGCCCUCAACGCGGCGUUAGCUUCCCGCCUCAGCUGGGGCGGGUGCCCGUCGACUCUUCAGCCCCUCCACCGCCGCCUCUCGGCCGCCCCGGAGCUGGGGGCCGGGUGCCGGGGGAAAGCGUGGAGCUUGGCUCUCUGAUUCAUUCAUUCCCCACCGACGGGAGCUCCAGACCCGCUGUGCCCAGAAGAGAAGAGCGAAGAGGGGGCAGCCUCGAAUGAAGAGCCGGGCGCGAGCCGGGCUCCAUUGUGCUCGGCGGCGGGGGGCGGGAAGGGGCUGAGGGAGGUGGGAUCGGGCCCCCUCCCCCUGCUCCCCGGCGUGCGCUGCGCCCCCAGCCUGCUGCCUGCCUGGAAAUGGCUCCGUUUAUUCUCCUCGGGAGAAUGAAUCGAUCCUGCCCAGCCUUCUCUUCCUCCUCACCACCUCCUUUCUGCUUCGAAUCUUAGGAGGGGAAAAUUAAAAAGACAGAUUCCAAUGUGGAGUGCCGUGCACGUCGCGAGCUGCUGGGUUUGCACUUCCAGGGGAUUUUUCUAUAUAGUUUUUUCUAAUGUGAGCGCAGGGAAGCAGUGGCAUUACUGCUUUUAGGAUUUUUUAUUAAAGUGCACGUCGCGUUGGGUUGCACAGUACACCCCCAGGGACCUGGUGUGGUGGAGAAAUUUGAACCCACAGCCUUAGCACCGAAAAGGCCGAGUUACCAGGUUCUCCCUGAGUGUCGUGGAGGACAUGAGCGAAAUGACCAGCGAACUCAUUUUUUAUAGGACUCGGUGAAGCUGGUUUCUGCGUUUUCCUACAUGUACACUCAUUUUGUGGAAUAGAGUUGACCGCGAUCUCCUCCACGCAGCAUUUUAACUCUUAAUAAGCAAAUGCCACCUCUGUUUGAACGUUUUGGUAUUGACGAGAGAAAUCAUUUUACCUAAGAGAACUAAUUGAAUUAUCGACAUCAUUGAAAUACCUCCGGAAAAGAAUCUCGGGGGGGAGGUGGAAAGCAACUGCGAAAUAGCAGACGGAGAAAUUCCUUUGGAAGUUAUUCCGUAGCAUAAGAGCAGAAACUUCAGAACAAGUUUUCAUUGGGCAAAAUGGGGGAACAACCUAUCUUCAGCACUCGAGCUCAUGUCUUCCAGAUUGACCCAAACACAAAGAAGAACUGGGUACCCACCAGCAAGCACGCAGUUACUGUGUCUUAUUUUUAUGACAGCACAAGAAAUGUGUAUAGGAUAAUCAGUUUAGAUGGCUCAAAGGCAAUAAUAAAUAGCACCAUCACUCCAAACAUGACAUUUACUAAAACAUCUCAGAAGUUUGGCCAGUGGGCCGAUAGCCGGGCAAACACUGUUUAUGGAUUGGGAUUCUCUUCUGAGCAUCAUCUUUCAAAAUUUGCAGAAAAGUUUCAGGAAUUUAAAGAAGCUGCYCGCCUGGCAAAGGAGAAAUCACAAGAGAAGAUGGAACUUACCAGUACACCGUCACAGGAAUCAGCAGGCGGGGAUCUUCAGUCUCCUUUAACACCCGAAAGUAUCAAUGGGACAGAUGAUGAAAGAACACCUGAUGUGACACAGAACUCAGAGCCAAGGGCUGAACCAACUCAGAAUGCAUUGCCAUUUUCACAUAGUUCAGCAAUCAGCAAACACUGGGAGGCUGAACUGGCUACACUCAAAGGAAAUAAUGCCAAACUCACUGCAGCCCUGUUGGAGUCCACUGCCAAUGUGAAACAAUGGAAACAGCAACUUGCUGCAUAUCAAGAGGAAGCAGAACGUCUACACAAGCGAGUGACUGAGCUUGAAUGUGUUAGUAGCCAAGCAAAUGCAGUGCAUACCCAUAAGACAGAAUUAAACCAGACAAUACAAGAACUCGAAGAGACAUUGAAAGUAAAGGAAGAGGAAAUAGAAAGAUUAAAACAAGAAAUUGAUAAUGCCAGAGAACUACAAGAACAGAGGGACUCUCUGACUCAGAAACUACAGGAAGUAGAAAUUCGGAACAAAGAUCUGGAGGGACAGCUGUCUGACUUAGAGCAACGUCUGGAGAAGAGUCAGAACGAACAAGAAGCUUUUCGCAAUAACCUGAAGACACUGUUAGAAAUUCUGGAUGGAAAAAUAUUUGAACUAACAGAAUUACGAGAUAACUUGGCCAAGCUACUAGAAUGCAGCUAAGGAAAGUGAAAUUUCAGUGCCAUUGAUUAAAAGAUACACUGUCUCUCUUCGUAGAACUGUUUGGGCUCUGCAUCAAGAUUGCACAAAAAAAAAAAAAAAAUUGAAUAUAACUCCAGGAUGAGGAUCUUUUGAAAAUUGGAAUUGUAUAUUUCAGUGUAAAUUUUAGAAUUCAGCUUGUAGCUAGUUGGGAAAAAAAAAAAAGAGAUGAAAAACUUGAACUACAAAUUACCUCCAUGUAUAUUAUUGGCCAUAGUUAACUAGAAAGUUAUAAAUAGAUACUUAAUGCAAUUUUUUUUCUUUCCAAUAUUAGCCAAUGGGAGAAUUAACAAUGUCUGGGUCACAUCCCCUUUUUGUGUUCAACACAGUGAAGGUUAUCUGCUUUUUAAAUUAAUUUAUUUAUGAUAUCUAAAGCUGUGUUUUGUGCAAAAACUUAGUGAUGAAAGCCCUGUCUUUUGUUGUAAUCUGAAUAAUUUCUCAGGAUAUUUUUGCACUGCUGAAAAGCAGUGCCAUUACCAAUUAAUUCUUGCCAGGAGUGAGAGAGAGCUGCAUCUUUAAUUGAAAGACACUAUAACUGGGUGUAUAGAGUUCUUCCCUUUUUUGUACUGGAAGAUUUUUCACUCUGGUGACUACUCUGGUACACUCUGGUGUUCUCUAAUCUUGUCCGUUGUAUAGUUUACUUUUCCAUAUUGACUCCAUGUAUUUAUGAGAAGAUAUUGUCUCCCAUUUUAUUAUACAUUUUAAAGCCAACUAACAAAGGCAGCUGAGUCCCUCAGAAAUUUUUGUUUUUAAAUUUCUAAUAAAUUUGACACACAGAACUGAAAUACAGCAGUCCGUCAUUGACGGUCUGGUCUAGCAAUGUUAAGUAUAUUUACAGAAAAUAUGCAGUUACAUUUAUUUAUAUAUUUUGCAAGAAAUCUUUUCUGAAAGAUCAACGCAUUUCAAUUUAUGAAUAAUGGUUAUUGGGAAACUGUUUAUUAUAGAUAAUUUUAAGGUGUAUAGCUAUUUUCAAGGGGAUCCAUUUACAUCAAACAGCCAAUCAGAGGACUGUAUCUAAAUUGUGAUCAUGGCAGAUGGAGAUGGAGUCAUGUACCCUGGCUGGGUCUUCACAUCAACCACAUCUUUAUUCAAACCUCACAAGGCAAUAUUCUGAACUGUUAACUAGGCAUUUCAAAACAGGAAUUACAUCCAACAGGCUCUUCUCAGUGAGCAGGUUUUAAUGUUGUUUUGAUGUAAUUUUAAAAGACUUUUAGCAAACAUGCAUUUCUUUAUAUAUUUCUUUUAUGAGGCUAUUUUAAAAGUAAGCCAAGUUCUGUCUGGUCUGCUUAUGGAGUAGGAAUUGCAUCAGAGUACAUAUAUUCUUGCUGUACAAUGCCUGUCAUGUUGAGGGUUCUUUUUUAAAGUGUAUGCUUGAGUAUUUGACUCUAAAGAGUCAAUAAAUGCACUGACUUUUUGUUUGUACCCCAAAUGAUUGAAUUGUCAAGUACAAAAUUAAGCUAAUUAAUCAAUUUGUAACCAUUUUUCACUCAUAAAUAGCUACUCAAUACUAGAUACUUUUGUUUUAUAUCUAUGUGUAUGUAUAUAAAUACAUACAUAUUAAUUUAUAUUAGAGUGAAAAAUAAAUGAUUUGUUUCUAAAAUUAGUUUCUAAAGUGAGUUUUCAGGUGUUUCUGAAAAGUUUAUAUCAGACACUUAAUCAUCAUGUAUUAUAUGUGCUAUUACAUCAUGUAAGUUACCUCCAGCUAUUUUAGGGUAUUUUCCUCACCUAUUUAUUAUAGGGAGAAUAAUUUAGGUACAUAUGCUCAGAGCUAAGAUAUUUCUCUGAUAAAUCAGGUAAUAAAAUUUAUUUGAUGGAUAGAAUUUUGAAGUCAAUGUGAUUUUAUCCAUGAGUUUCAAGUACAAAGAGCACCAGGUUUUAACUUAAAUAAGGGACUAAUACUAGGGAUCAGGGAAUUUAGUUAUGAAGAGUUUAAAAAAACUUAAAAAAAAAACAGUAUAAGCUGUUGAAAUGGUAAGUGAAUUAUUUUAAUGAUGUAAUAAAAUAUUUUUAAAUUUUGACAUAGUGGUCAUUUAAUGGGAAAAUAACUCACCAAAAUGUCUCCACUUGAAUUGUAUUGAUAAUGUGAGGCAUAUGUGUAAUUCAACAUAUACAUAUACCCAUAUGUAUAUACAGAAAAUUAUUUUUAAUAUUUUCCUACUGAUAUGAAAUUUAAAAUUGGAAAUUUUGUGAGUGUUUUCCUUGUCCAAUAGAACCUAGUUGUUUCUUUCUUUUUUUUUUUUUAACUGAUUUAACAAUUUCUUGAGGGCUGCACCUUUAAAUUCCCAGAUUGUCAGUAAACGUACAAAAUAUGGGAUAAGGUGGACACAAGUGCACAUAUAAAUAAAACCUUCUUACUAAGACUAUUUAAAACAUUCAUUUACAGUAGGAGAGUAUCUAGAAAUCAUCCUCUACAACUCAUAAUUAGGUUGUGUGCCUACAGUAGUUUUUUUAUCCAUUUCUGUAUUAUAUAAAUAUUUGCAUAUUAAAAUUUGAUUUUUCCCAGAGACAAGUAUUAUAUAAUGUAUCUAUAUUUAGAUUAAAUUGUGGUGAUAUAUUUAUCAGAACAUGAUGUUGGGGACUAUAGCCUGAACAUGUGGACUUGAAAUGACAGAGGAAGAGAGCAGAGAUUGAUUCCAUUGUGUAUAAGUCAUUAUAACUAUGAAUUCUUGUACAAAAACAAAAAAAAAAACUUGGAAAAAAAGAAAAACAAAAUACAGUUUUUAUUUUUAAAUACAUUUGUUGUUCUCUGGAGAAUGUACUUCAUCUUUUAUUUCCUUCAGACUUUUACAGAAAUUUAAAAGCAUUUAAGUGAUGACAGCAUUUACUUAAAUCUUACAGGUGCUACUGGAUUUUGCAUUAGUGUGUUCUGUUGUGAAAUCCUAACUUUGACAUAAAAGGUUUUAUAAGUAUUUCCCCGACUGGAAAAUUAGUUUUUAUUCUUUUCUCCUCUGUUUCUCUUUCCCUCUUUUUCUCUCUCUCCCUCUUUUCAGACUAAAAAAACAUUCAUCAAGUUGCAUCUUCCCUGUCCCUGUAGAAGAUCUCUAGCACCAUCAUAGAUUUGAUGUUUUGCUGUCAUUGAAACUGCUGGGAAGCAGUUAGAGGAAAAACUUGUAUUUUUUUUCUUACAGGUGGAACUAAAAGGAACACUCAGGCUUAAGCCACCACAACCACCUUUAAGAAYGCAUUCCUUUCUCCUGUUAAAAUUAAAUUUAUUCUCCACCAUGUGUGUCUCUGUCUACCAUGUUUUUAUUUAUCUCUGGCAUAAGCACUUCAACUGCCCUCUUUGUGGUCCUAUUUUCUGUCAGUACUAGAAUAGGAGGCAGGCCAGGGAGGUUUGUGGGUUUGUUAUUGUGAUUUUAAUCCUUUUGUUUCUUUGAUAUCAAAUGAUUUUAACAUCCCAAAAUUCUGUACUUAAAGACAUGAAGUAGUCUUUGUUGAAUUUUUGUCUGCUGAAURUAUCACAAUCUUGAGAUAGAUUAAUUUAUAUAAAACCUUAAGAAAACUUUCAGGCAAGAAGUAGUUGAGAUUGACAUGUUUUUAUAUUCUCAAGUAGGACACCGGGCUGAAAGUACAAGUAUUUGUUAAGAAAAUUAUUUUAGAAGUUUUUGGGAAGAAUAGUUUUGAAGUAGAAGCACAUGCUUUUGUUCAUGAUACUCUAAACUGUGAAAGUAUUUUUUCCUAAUAUUCUUGUUAAGUUGCACCUUAAUUUUUUAAAAACACAUUUAUUCCACUGUCCUAAAAAACAAAUUUUUAAAACCUGAUAUAUAGAGGCAGUCUAGGCUACUUAGAAUUGUGACAGCUCUAUACAAAAGUGGAAGCAAUAAAAUACAAUCAUUUUGACCCCGUAAGGGAAAUGAGUAAAAUUUCAUAGACCUUAAAUUUUUUAUGACAGUUUUUCUUUAUGGGAAACUGAUAUAUAGAUGUCACACAAGAAUAAAAAUAGUUAACUGAAUUAUAUAUGUUAAAUAUUAAUAGUAUUUGAUAUUAAAAUUAAUAUUUUGCAUCUUUAUUACCUAGUAAAAUAGCUAAUAAUUUUAUCUAAGGAAAUUCUAGUCAGAACUACACUGCUCUAUGAUUUCUGCUUAGGGCACUAGAUUUUUUAAAAAGCCACAUUUAAGCAGGCUGGAAGCAUAUGUAGUUCAGCGGUAGAGCAUGUGCCUACCAUGUACAAUGUCCUGGGUUAAAUCCCCAGCACCAAAAGGAGAAGUAAAAAAAAAAAAAAAAAUUCAAGUCAUUUUUACCAAAAACGUGUGURCCAGGAAGAAAAGUUGCAGUAGAAUAGAUGGCCACAAACACCCAACUGACUUUUGGUCAAUUUCUUGAUCUCUGUGGUGUCUUUUCUGCCUGUUAGAUUUGAGAAAGUGUUUCAGAUGAGCAUGGCUGAGGCUGCCUGUAGUCUAGCUGUUCAGAAAGCCGAGGCAAGAGUAUCACUUGAGCCCAGGAUUUGGGGGCCACCCUAGGCAACAGAGUGAGACCUUGCCU